Kluyveromyces marxianus DMKU3-1042 is the source of this 3528-nucleotide messenger RNA. RefSeq names its product pyruvate carboxylase 2 (gene PYC2). Gene Ontology annotation, biological process: gluconeogenesis; pyruvate metabolic process. Gene Ontology annotation, cellular component: cytoplasm. Lineage: Eukaryota; Fungi; Ascomycota; Saccharomycetes; Saccharomycetales; Saccharomycetaceae. Gene Ontology annotation, molecular function: ATP binding; metal ion binding; pyruvate carboxylase activity. Bases 1 to 3528 code for a protein of 1175 amino acids. The record is from RefSeq and is a predicted model, not a curated record. The transcript has a single exon.
AUGUCCACCCAAAACGAUCUGGCCGGGUUGCGUGAUAACUCGAACCUACUAGGUGAAAAGAACAAGAUUCUUGUUGCCAACCGUGGUGAAAUUCCAAUUAGAAUCUUUAGAACGGCUCAUGAACUUUCGAUGAAGACUGUUGCGAUCUAUUCGCACGAGGAUAGACUAUCUAUGCACAGAUUGAAGGCAGACGAAGCUUACGUUAUUGGUGAGCCAGGAAAAUACACUCCAGUUGGUGCUUACUUGGCGAUCGAUGAGAUUAUCAAGAUUGCUCAAUUGCACGGAGUGAGCUUCAUCCACCCUGGUUAUGGGUUCUUAUCGGAAAACUCUGAGUUUGCCAAGAAGGUGGCCGACUCUGGUAUCACGUGGGUUGGUCCUCCAGCCGAUGUGAUCGAUGCUGUUGGUGACAAGGUUUCUGCCAGAAACUUGGCCGAGAGAGCGGAUGUUCCAGUGGUUCCAGGUACGCCUGGUCCAAUAGAGACAGUUGAAGAAGCAGUUGAAUUUGUGGAGAAGUACGGAUACCCAGUCAUCAUCAAGGCUGCCUUCGGUGGUGGUGGUCGUGGUAUGAGAGUUGUUCGUGAAGGUGAUGAUAUCGCCGAUGCUUUCCAAAGAGCCAAGUCCGAAGCUGUUACUGCUUUCGGUAACGGUACUUGUUUCGUUGAAAGAUUCUUGGACAAGCCAAAGCACAUCGAAGUUCAGUUGUUGGCUGAUCACUACGGUAAUGUCAUCCAUCUAUUCGAAAGAGACUGUUCUGUGCAAAGAAGACAUCAAAAGGUCGUUGAAGUAGCGCCAGCCAAGACUUUGCCAGAGAGCGUGCGUAAUGCAAUCUUGACUGACGCUGUCAAGUUGGCUAAGGAGGCAGGAUACAGAAAUGCUGGUACCGCUGAAUUUUUGGUCGACAACCAAAACAGACACUACUUUAUUGAAAUCAACCCAAGAAUUCAAGUCGAACAUACCAUCACCGAAGAAAUUACCGGUAUCGACAUUGUCGCCGCACAAAUUCAAAUCGCAGCAGGUGCUUCCUUGGAACAAUUGGGACUAUUGCAAGAUAGAAUCACCACCCGUGGUUUCGCUAUUCAAUGUCGUAUCACUACUGAAGAUCCUUCCAAGAACUUCCAGCCAGAUACUGGUCGUAUCGAUGUUUACCGUUCCGCUGGUGGUAACGGUGUCAGAUUGGAUGGUGGUAACGCAUUCGCUGGUUCGGUCAUUUCACCUCAUUAUGAUUCCAUGUUGGUCAAAUGUUCUUGUUCCGGUUCCACUUACGAAAUCGUUCGUCGUAAGAUGUUGCGUGCCUUGAUCGAAUUCAGAAUCAGAGGUGUGAAGACAAACAUUCCAUUCUUGCUAACGUUGUUGACUCAUCCUGUGUUCAAGUCCGGUGACUACUGGACUACCUUCAUCGAUGACACUCCACAAUUGUUCGAAAUGGUUUCUUCUCAAAACAGAGCUCAAAAACUAUUGCACUACUUGGCCGAUCUUGCCGUUAACGGUUCAUCGAUCAAGGGUCAAAUUGGUCUACCAAAGUUAAAGACUCAUCCUACUAUCCCACAUUUGCAUAAGGCCGAUGGCUCCAUUCUAGAUGUGUCUGCCAAGCCUCCUGCCGGGUGGAGAGAUGUUCUAUUGCAACACGGCCCAGAAGAAUUUGCAAAGCAAGUUAGAAAGUUCAAGGGUACUUUGCUAAUGGACACCACCUGGAGGGAUGCUCAUCAAUCUCUAUUGGCCACUAGAGUCAGAACUUACGAUUUGGCUGCCAUCGCUCCAACUACUGCUCAUGCUUUGAGCGGUGCUUUCGCUUUGGAAUGUUGGGGUGGUGCCACUUUCGAUGUCUCCAUGAGAUUCUUGCACGAAGAUCCAUGGGAACGUUUGAGAACUUUGAGAAAGUUGGUUCCUAACAUUCCAUUCCAAAUGUUGCUACGUGGUGCCAACGGUGUUGCAUACUCUUCUCUACCAGAUAACGCUAUCGACCACUUUGUCAAGCAAGCAAAGGAUAACGGUGUUGACAUUUUCAGAGUCUUCGAUGCUCUAAACGAUUUGGAGCAAUUGACUGUCGGUGUUGACGCAGUCAAGAAGGCUGGUGGUGUUGUCGAAGCUACCAUUUGUUACUCCGGUGACAUGCUAGCACCAGGUAAGAAGUACAACCUUGACUACUACUUGGACAUUGUUGAACAAGUGGUUAAGAGAGGUACCCAUAUUCUUGGUAUCAAGGAUAUGGCAGGUACUUUGAAGCCAUCUGCUGCUAAGCUCUUGAUCGGUUCUAUCAGAACAAAGUACCCUGACUUGCCAAUUCACGUCCAUACCCAUGACUCCGCCGGUACCGGUGUUGCUUCCAUGGCUGCAUGUGCUUUCGCUGGUGCUGAUGUUGUUGAUGUUGCAACCAACUCUAUGUCUGGUAUGACUUCUCAACCAUCUGUCAAUGCACUAUUGGCUGCUCUUGAUGGUGAAAUCGACUGUAAUGUCAACGUCAGCUACAUCAGUCAGCUAGAUGCUUACUGGGCUGAAAUGAGACUAUUGUACUCAUGUUUCGAAGCCGACUUGAAGGGUCCUGAUCCAGAAGUUUACGUCCAUGAAAUUCCAGGUGGUCAAUUGACCAACUUGCUCUUCCAAGCCCAACAAUUGGGUCUUGGUGAGCAAUGGGCUGAAACCAAGAGAGCUUACCGUGAAGCAAACCUGUUGUUGGGUGAUGUUGUUAAGGUCACUCCAACAUCCAAGGUUGUCGGUGAUUUGGCUCAAUUCAUGGUCACUAACAAGUUGACCUCGGAUGAUGUUAAGAGAUUAGCUUCAUCUUUGGAUUUCCCAGACUCCGUCAUGGACUUCUUUGAAGGUUUAAUCGGUCAACCAUACGGUGGUUUCCCAGAACCUCUAAGAUCUGAUGUUUUGAAGAACAAGAGAAGAAAGUUGACCAAGAGACCAGGUUUGGAAUUGGCUCCAUUCGAUUUGGAAGGCAUUAAGGAAGAUUUGACUAACAGAUUUGGUGACAUUGACGACUGUGAUGUUGCUUCUUACAACAUGUAUCCAAAGGUCUACGAAGAUUUCCGUAAGAUCAGAGAAAAGUACGGUGAUUUAUCUGUUUUGCCAACCAAGAACUUCUUGUCUCCACCUUCAAUCGGUGAAGAAAUCGUCGUUACAAUUGAACAAGGUAAGACUUUGAUCAUUAAGCCACAAGCUAUUGGUGAUUUGAACAAGGAGACUGGUAUCAGAGAAGUUUACUUCGAAUUGAACGGUGAAUUGAGAAAGGUCUCUGUUGCUGACAGAUCUCAAAAGGUUGAAACGAUCUCCAAGCCAAAGGCUGACGCCCACGAUCCAUUCCAAAUUGGUUCUCCAAUGGCAGGUGUUGUUGUCGAAGUCAAGGUACACAAGGGUUCUUUGAUCUCCAAGGGCCAACCAGUCGCUGUCCUAAGUGCCAUGAAGAUGGAAAUGGUUAUCUCCUCCCCAUCUGAUGGUCAAGUCAAGGAAGUGCUUGUCAAGGAUGGUGAAAACGUUGACGCUUCUGACUUGCUCGUUGUUUUGGAAGAAGCUCCAGCUAAAGAAUAA